This is a messenger RNA of Caenorhabditis angaria, 4879 nucleotides long. The record is from the annotation of a GenBank genome assembly. Lineage: Eukaryota; Metazoa; Nematoda; Chromadorea; Rhabditida; Rhabditidae.
AUGUCGUUGUAUCGUUCACCAUCCGCUGCUCUUUUGAAGAGCCCAUCGCAAGCCGCUUUCGGUGCUCCAUUUGGAAGCAUGUCUGUUGCUGAUUUAGGAUCCCUUACUCGUCUUGAGGUAAAUUAAUUUUUAUUUUCGAUUGACUGUUUCUUGAAAGUUUUAUUAUGAAACUAGCGCUAAAAUUAUAACUUUUUAAAGGACAAGAUCAGACUCCUUCAAGAAGAUUUGGAAUCAGAACGUGAACUCCGUAACAGAGUGAGUUUGGCCUAUUUAUUUAUGUUUUUAAAACAUUAUUCAUUUUUGUAUAGAUCGAAAGAGAGCGCGCCGAUUUGUCUGUUCAAUUGAUUUCUUUGACUGACAGACUCGAAGAUGCUGAAGGAACCACCGACAGUCAGGUAAUUUUGAAAAAAAUAUUUUCAAAGUUUUUUUUUGUUUCUGUAUAAUUUUUAAUUUCAAUUGGUGUUUUAAAAGUUUUAGAAUGAGGUUACUGUAGAGUUUUUCUAUUUUUGUUGAUAUUCUUGUUAUUUACUAGUAUUUCAGUUUUUGAUAAUUUUUUUUUUGAAAAUAAGUUAUGAUUUUUUCUGAUAUAAUGGUUACUGUGAAAAGUAUUGAUUUUUUCACCAUUUCUGACAGUAACCUCGAAGCCCUCAAUUACGUUCUAAGCAAUCGAUUGUUUCUAUUCAAGAUCUGAAAAUUGACAAACAGACUACAGUAAUCCUUUGCAAAUGUUUUAUUUCUGAUAAUUUUUAUUUUCUCAUAACUUAGAUUAACUCCAAAAGAAAGUUAGUUUGUUAUUGAAAAUUUAGGCAGUAACAAUCUUGUUAUGGACUAAAAUUUAGUAUAUUUUAUUUCUAUCUUCCUAAACUCUAAAAGCACAUUUGAUUGUAUGUUUCCUAAAAUUCUGAUCUUCCGAAUUCUUGAUUAUCCCAAAAUUUCCAUAUUUGUAGAUUGAAUCAAACCGCAAACGUGAAGGAGAACUUAUUAAAUUGCGUAAAUUGUUGGAAGAAUCACAACUCGAAUCCGAAGAUGCCAUGAAUGUUCUCCGUAAAAAACAUCAAGAUGCUGUUCUUGACUAUCAAGAUCAAGUCGAACAACUUCAAAAGAAAAAUGCCAAGUUAGUUUUUUUGCGAUGGGGGAACCUUUUUUAAAUGUUUGUUUGAGAAUUCUCCUAAUUUUAUUUCGGUUAACUUUUCAUCGAUUUUCUGGUUCCAUUCAAGUGUAGAUCAGUAUCACUCUUUUCGAAUUUUCGAAAAACUACAGUAACCCAAUUUUGUUCAAAGUUCAAAAAAUGUUCCAGAUGUUUUUUAAUGAUCAAAACCACGUGAAAUUGAUUAAAUUUCGAAUCAUAAUAGUAAAUAAUAAUAAUUGGAAGUGAUCGGCGCCGCCUCCACACUGACUAGCUGACAACAAACAUAUACACUUUACACUAUAUUAUUUUUACACAAGAUAGAGAAAAAGAUGAGCAGAAGAACAAAAAGAAAACUAAAAAAAAAUGUUGAGAAGAAGAAAGAAAGAAAUGUGUUUCGAGGGAACUUAUAAUGACACACACAGUAUGAAAAAAAAACAAAACUAAUUUCAGAAUUGAUCGCGAACGUCAACGAGUUCAACACGAAGUCAUUGAAUUGACAGCCACUAUUGAUCAAUUGCAAAAGGAUAAACAUAAUGCUGAAAAAGCUGCUGAAAGAUUCGAAUCACAAGCCAAUGAACUUGCCAAUAAAGUUGAAGAUCUUAACAAACAUGUUAACGAUUUGGCUCAACAACGUCAACGUCUUCAAGCCGAAAACAAUGAUUUGUUGAAGGUUUGUCACUUCGACUAAAAUAUAGAACCUCAUUUCAAAAUAGACACACCAACAGCUGAGUUUACUGAAAACGGAAGUCUUAUCUACGGCCAUAGGUUCUUAGAUUACACUGUAACAGAAUUGGAAGUUAGAGUCGAAAUUUGUAUAGAGUUCUAAGAUAACUAGGCUUCAACCCAACCCAUAAAAGCCUAAGCCUUACUCUAGCUCGCUUUUCACUUAUAAUGUUUAUGGAAUUGAGUCUGAGCUUCAAUUUUUUAGUGAAAGAAAUUCAAUUUUUUGGAACACUAUUGGAAAUUUCUUUCAUUCUCGAAAAGUUCAAUAAUCGGUGUUCGUUUUUCGUUGCUCUCCUCUAUCUAUUUUUCAAUUAUUUCAUCCCACGCAUUUAUCCAUCCAUCCAUCCACAGUCUAUUUUCAAUCAAUGUCUCUCUUUCUGAGCGGGAGCCAAAAAACGCAAAAAAAAACCGAGUUUCGAGAGUUGUUAUAUAUUUGCGCACACUUGGAAGAGAGCAGCACCACGGAAGAGAGAAAGAUAAAAAACGAGGAAAAUGAAACUAGGAAAAAUAAUAAAAGUGAUACUGUUGUGUUGUGUUUUGGUUUCGAUAUGUAUAUUGAUCCACAUUACAAAAAAAUAUUUUAGGAAAUCCAUGACCAAAAAGUUCAACUUGAUAAUCUUCAACAUGUCAAAUACACAUUGGCUCAACAACUCGAAGAAGCCAGACGUCGUCUUGAAGAUGCUGAACGUGUAAGUUUCCAGAAAACAAAUAAUCUAGAAAUGCAUCCAAUUAUAUUCAUUUUUAGGAACGCUCCCAACUUCAAUCGCAACUUCAUCAAGUUCAACUUGAACUUGACUCAGUUCGCACAGCUCUUGAUGAAGAAUCAAUUGCUCGUUCAGAUGCUGAACACAAGCUUAACCUCGCUAACACCGAAAUCACUCAAUGGAAAUCCAAAUUCGAUGCUGAGGUUGCUUUGCAUCAUGAAGAAGUUGAAGAUUUGCGCAAGAAGAUGUUGCAAAAGCAAGCCGAAUAUGAAGAACAAAUCGAGAUUAUGCUCCAAAAGAUUUCUCAACUUGAAAAGGCCAAGUCACGCCUUCAAUCUGAAGUUGAGGUCUUGAUUGUUGACUUGGAAAAAGCCCAAAAUACUAUUGCUAUUUUGGAAAGAGCCAAGGAACAAUUGGAGAGACAAGUUGCUGAAUUGAAGGUUCGCAUUGAUGAAUUGAAUGUUGAAUUGGAAGCUGCUCAACGUGAAUUGAGAGUAUUGAAUGCUGAACUCCAAAAAUUGAAGCAUUUGUACGAAAAGGCUGUCGAACAAAAAGAAGCUCUUGCCAGAGAAAACAAGAAAUUGCAAGGUACCCUUCUUCAAAAAUCCCUCAUCAUUUUCUUUUUCUUUUUUCUUCUUCAAAUUUUUAAGCAUUCCAUUAACAUUAAAAGACCCUAUAAAAUAGCCAAUAUAUUACCCUCAUAAAAGCCUCAUUUAUUUUGCAGAUGAACUUCAUGAGGCUAAAGAAGCUUUGGCUGAUGCUAACCGCAAAUUGCACGAACUCGAUCUCGAAAAUGCUCGUCUUGCCGGAGAAAUCCGUGAGCUCCAAACUGCUCUUAAGGAAGCCGAUGCUCAAAGACGUGAUGCCGAAAACAGAGCUCAACGCGCUUUGGCUGAACUCCAAGCUCUCCGCAUUGAAAUGGAAAGAAGACUCCAAGAGAAAGAAGAAGAACUUGAAGCCCUUCGCAAGAACUUGCAAUUCGAGAUUGACAGACUUGUCGCCGCUUUGGCUGAUGCGGAAGCCCGCAUGAAGGCCGAAAUCUCGCGUCUCAAGAAGAAGUACCAAGCUGAGAUCGCUGAAUUGGAAAUGACUGUUGAUAACUUGAACAGAGCUAACAUUGAAGCCCAAAAGACCAUCAAGAAACAAUCAGAACAACUCAAGAUUCUUCAAGCUUCUUUGGAAGACACUCAAAGACAAUUGCAACAAGUUUUGGAUCAAUAUGCUUUGGCCCAAAGAAAGGUUGCUGCUCUUUCAGCCGAAUUGGAAGAAGCCAAGACUGCUUUGGACAGCGCUGUCAGAGCCCGCAAACAAGCCGAAGCCGAUUUGGAAGAAGCUUCCGGAAGAAUCUCCGAUCUUACUGCUAUCAACAACAAUCUCACUUCAAUCAAGAACAAACUCGAAACCGAAUUGUCGACUGCUCAAGCCGAUUUGGACGAAGUUACCAAAGAAUUGCACGCCGCUGAUGAAAGAGCCAACCGCGCUUUGGCUGAUGCCGCUAGAGCUGUUGAACAAUUGCACGAAGAACAAGAACAUUCGAUGAAGAUUGAUGCUUUGAGAAAAUCAUUGGAAGAACAAGUCAAACAAUUGCAAGUUCAAAUCCAAGAAGCUGAAGCUGCUGCUUUGUUGGGAGGAAAGAGAGUUAUCAGCAAAUUGGAAACCAGAAUUCGUGAUUUGGAAACUGCUCUUGAUGAGGAAACCAGAAGGUGGGAUUUUUUAGAAUCACAAACUUUUAGUAAUCAAAAAACCAAGCUUCUGUCUAAUUUAAGCUUGAAAAAUUCAAAACUCCUGAACAAACACGUCAUUCAAUGAUGUUGUGGGCCAUCUUGGGAACUCAAAAUUCUUAAUUAAAAUAAAUUUUGAAUUUUUCAGACACAAGGAAACACAAAAUGCCUUGAGAAAGAAGGAUCGCCGUAUCAAGGAAGUUCAACAAUUGGUUGAUGAAGAACACAAGAACUACGUCAUGGCUCAAGAUACCGCUGAUCGUUUGUUGGAAAAGAUCAACAUCCAAAAGAGACAACUCGCCGAAUCGGUUCGUUAUUUAUUUUCAAAAAAAGAUUUUUAACAUUGAAAAUUAAUUUAAGGAAUCCGUUACAAUGCAAAACUUGCAAAGAGUGCGCAGAUACCAACACGAGCUCGAAGAUGCCGAAGGACGCGCUGAUCAAGCCGAAAGCAGCUUGCACCUUAUCCGUGCCAAACAUCGCUCAUCGGUUGUUGGCGGAAAAUCCUCAUCUAAGGUUGGUGUUUAUUUUUGUGAGAAAAUAAUUGAACUAGAUGUCAACUUUAUUUUUUUUUUCAGAUUUUCGUCACGGAAGAUGAUUAUUAA